Molecule: messenger RNA, 202 nt
Organism: Racocetra persica
Lineage: Eukaryota; Fungi; Glomeromycota; Glomeromycetes; Diversisporales; Gigasporaceae
Source: the annotation of a GenBank genome assembly
AUGAUAACUUCAGCUGAGUCUGACGAAGAAAUGAUAUCUUCGGCUAAGUCUGACAAAGAAGAAAUACAAAUUUUAGCUGAGUCUGAUGUGGAAGAAAUAUCUAAUGUAGGAGAAAUAUUUGGUGUAGAAGAAAUGUCUGGAAUAGAAAUAUCUGAUAUAGAAGAGAUAAUGUUUAAUACAGACAAAAUGUGCUUUACAAAUC